AUGACUGAAGAUUCCACCACAAGUUCCAAAAUUCCGUCCGCACCCUUUGCCUACCUUUCCAAGGAUACCGAAUUGUUUUUGGAUCUUUCCGGUCUCGAACAAGUCUUGUCCGAAUCCAACGACCAACGUCAACAGGCCUAUGAUUUGGGAAAUCAAAUCAAAGCAGCCUUGUUGAAAUGUCGGGCGUCCUUGGAACAACAUCAAACUGCGAACAAAAAGAAGGAAUUGCAAGACUCCUUACAAGCCUUGGUGCAACAAGCCUUGAACUUUUCUUCUGCUUCUGCUUCUGCUUCCGACAGCGACAAAGAUACUACGACGAGUAGUGGUAGCGUCGUUCGCAUGGGAAAUCUCAACAACAGCCUGGCCGAUUAUUUGCGUCAUCAGGCCUAUGAACAUUUCAUUGAAACUGGAACUCUUCUUUCACCUCCUCCUCCCAACACUGAAUAUACGGACGAGGAAUAUUUGGGUGGAAUUUUGAGUUUUGUCAAUUUUGAUUUGAAACGAUACGUCAUUGGAAGGGGGACCCAUCGGGAUGCACAUUCGGUCUUGAUUGCAAGAGAUAUGGUGGCAACCUUGUUGGAUCAUUUGCUCCAAUAUGACUUUCGCAAUGGACCUCUACGACGCAAAUAUGACGGAGUCAAGUACACUCUCAAGACAUGCGAGACAGUCCUCUACGAACUUAGUGUCACUGGAUGUCAAGAAGCCAUGGAGGCACAACAACAACAGCAACAACAAGAAGGAGGAGGAGCUUCCACCGAACCACCUCCCUCCAAACGAUCCAAAUCGGAGAAAAGCAGUAGCGCUCCAGCAUUGAAACCUUCUCCCUUUAUGAAUGUGGAAGCCUUGGAAGCGCUCCGUUUGCGCAUGGUGGAGAAGGAUGAGUUGCGGGAAAAGCUCAUAAAGAAGUGCCGGGAUGGACAAAAGGCUGCGAAACAGGCCAUCUAUGCGCUUCAUCGGGAUGAUUUUGAUGGAGCUGCUCAAUUGCUACAGCAGUGCGAACAAUGCAUCUUGGAAGAAUUGGAACCCAUUGUCAAAUUGGAACCCAACUUGCGUCACGGAUCCUACUCCAAUGUUUUGGAAGAGUAUGCCGAAGCCAAAUUGUACCAAGUAUGGUUGGUGGGAAAGGACAAUGGUGGCGAUGGUGAGGAUACAUCAAUGAUCCAAACAACAGUCCCAGCCAAGGUGGUCCUAGUGCCUGAUGAUUUCUCCAAGAUCCGUCUCGAACCCCAAGAGUAUCUAGGUGGAUUGUGUGAUUUGACGGGAGAGAUUGGUAGAUUUGCUGUCAAGAAGGCAACCAUUCGUGACAAGGACAACGUCAAGAAUUGUUUGGAAACUAACAUGUCGGUUCUAUAUGCCAUGGAAUCGAUGGGAAGGAUCCCCGGGAAUAUUGGCAAAAAGGUUGAUCCUCUUCGAAGAACGGUUGAAAAGCAAGAACGAAUGCUGUAUGAAUUAAGUCUGGUGGAAGCCACUGGUAGAAAUACCAUUGUUGCAGGGGUAGAGGCUAACGCAGAAGAAUAA
Molecule: messenger RNA, 1518 nt
Organism: Cylindrotheca closterium
Lineage: Eukaryota; Bacillariophyta; Bacillariophyceae; Bacillariales; Bacillariaceae
Source: the annotation of a GenBank genome assembly